Molecule: messenger RNA, 3625 nt
Organism: Plodia interpunctella (Indianmeal moth)
Lineage: Eukaryota; Metazoa; Arthropoda; Insecta; Lepidoptera; Pyralidae
Gene: Taf6
Product: TBP-associated factor 6
Exons: 13
Coding region: 261-2198 (645 amino acids)
Biological process (GO): RNA polymerase II preinitiation complex assembly; transcription initiation at RNA polymerase II promoter
Cellular component (GO): transcription factor TFIID complex; SLIK (SAGA-like) complex; SAGA complex
Molecular function (GO): transcription coactivator activity; protein heterodimerization activity; RNA polymerase II general transcription initiation factor activity
Source: RefSeq, a predicted model, not a curated record
GUGACGUAGGUACUAAAAUAAACUGAGCGUUGACGAGACGACAACAAAAAUAUUUUUUUAAUAACUUUGUAUACAUACUUUCGUGUAUCAAAUGAGUUUAAAGACAACAUACAAAAAUAUACAUUGAAACUGUAUUGAAUAAAAUUUAUAAGUCCAUGGACAUCAACACAAACUUUAUAUGCAUGUGCUUUGAACAUAGGCAAUCUAAGCGAUAGCGCAAUCAAAUUUGUUUUCUAUAUUGUUUUCUAUAUAUUCCGAAAAUGGGUGACUCGGAGUUUAUGUACGGGUCAUCUUUGUCGAUUGACUCAAUGAAAGUAAUAGCCGAGAGUGUUGGUAUCGCCAGCCUUGGAGACGAUGCAGCAAAAGAGCUAGCCGACGAUGUUUCGUAUCGUAUUAAAGUUAUAUUACAGGAUUCUAUGAAGUUUAUGCACCACGCGAAAAGGCAAAAGCUAUCCAUAACUGAUAUUGAUCAUACACUAAAGAUUAAGAAUAUUGAGCCUCAAUAUGGUUUUCUGCAACCUGAUGCAUUGCCAUUCCGAUUUGCAUCUGGUGGUGGAAGAGAAUUGCAUUUCAUUGAUGAGAAAGAAAUAGAUUUGUCAGAAAUACUGUCUGCAACUCCUCCAAAGAUACCUUUGGAUGUAUCUGUACGAGCUCACUGGUUGAGUGUUGAUGGUGUGCAGCCUACUGUACCAGAGAACCCUCCACCAUUGUCCAAAGAGAUACAGAAACUGGAGUCUGUUGAUCCUAUCAGCAAGUUAAGCAAACCAACAAACAAGGAUGCUGCAGGCAAACCAAUGUGCGGUAAGGCAGCGAGGUUGAAGGCGUCAGAAUCUGUUCAUGUGAAACAACUGGCUACACACGAACUCAGUGUGGAACAGCAGCUUUACUACAAGGAGAUCACUGAGGCUUGUGUAGGCAGUGAUGAAGGCAGAAGAGCAGAAGCUCUUCAGUCGCUGGCUUGCGAUCCUGGUCUACAUGAAAUGUUGCCCAGAAUGUGUACCUUCAUAUCAGAGGGUGUGAAAGUGAAUGUGGUGCAAAACAACUUGGCCUUACUUAUAUACCUCAUGCGGAUGGUGAAGGCGUUGCUUGACAAUCAGUCGCUAUACUUGGAGAAAUAUCUCCACGAGUUGAUACCAUCGGUGUCGACGUGCAUUGUGGCGCGGCAGCUGUGUCUGCGGCCCGAGAUGGACAACCACUGGGCGCUGCGGGACUUCGCGUCGCGGCUCAUGUCGCAGAUCUGCAAGACCUUCAACACUUCCACCAACAACCUGCAGACUAGGGUCACUAGAUUGUUUGCGAAGGCCCUGCAAUGUCCGUCACAGACAAACAAUGAGAGCGGUCCCUCCAUGGUGACCUCUAUGAAGGAGUCUGAGAAGACACCGCUGGCUUCGCUCUACGGCGCUGUACAGGGCUUGGCUGAACUUGGACCUGAAGUUAUCAAGGUGUUCAUUCUGCCCCGCGUGCGGUGGCUGGGGGAGCGUGUGGAAGGAGCUUUGAGUGGAAUCGGCGGCGCUGACCGGCUCGCAGCCAGCAACCUCAAGCAUCAGCUGCUGAAGGUGCUGGCGCCGGUCGUGCGGCAGUUGCGGCAGCCGCCAGACAACCCCGAGGACUACAAACGUGACUACGGCUACCUAGGGCCAAGCCUGCAGCAGAUGGUGAGCAAACUGCGAGCGUCGCCGUCGAGCGGCGCGUCGAGCGUGGCGGUGGCGGUGGUCACGUGCACGCCGCCGCUCGUGCCGCCGCCCUCGCCCGCGCCCGAGCCCUCGCUCACUAAGAUUCAAGAGCCGGUGGCGGGCCGCAGCGUGGUGAUCAGCGCGUCGCCGACGCCGCAGUCGCCGGCGCCGGCCACACCGCCGCCGCAGAAGUUUGUCAUCGUGUCGCAGCAGAAACCGCCGCAGGUUCAACCUUCGGGCGGCGCGAGUCACAUCAUGGUCCAUACAUCGCAGCCGACGAUAGUGCGCAGUCAAAAUCUAAUAUGUGGAGAGAAAACCAAAUCGGUGGUGGUGACGAGCGGGCCGGCGCACGCGGCGCCGCAGAAGGUGGUCGUGGUGGGGGUGCCGUCCCACCAGCCGCCCGCGCAGCCGGCCGCGGGCCUCGUUAGCCAGGCGCCGGUGUCGGUGGUGGCGAAGCCCGUGUUCUCCCGCGGCGGCGCGGCGCAGCCCCCGCCCGAGCUGGACGACCUCUCGCACCUCGCCUGACAGCCGCGCCCCAUCCUCGCCAUUGUCAAGCAGUACACCAGGAAAAAGGCACAACCCUAAUCCAUUCAUACAGUACACUAAGAAGAAGGCACCAACCUUAUCCAUGCUAUGCACUAAGCUUGUAUCGUGAGUCUUGUAGAUUACACAGGCACCGGCACAGUACACUCAGACCCGCGGACUGGAUUGAUGAACAUAGGUACAAAUAUUCAUCCGCGCUGGGAAUCACCAGGGAAACCAGGAACUAUUCAUCAUUUGAGUGCAUUGGACCCCUCUAUGUACCUGUUGUGUGUGUGUAUCUAAUAUAUACCUAACAUAUUAUUUUCUUCUAUCGUUUUGCCAUUGAUCCCAAUCAGAAUAAAGAUUCGAAAAAUUGUAAUAAAUGGAAAUAUAUUCAUGUAAUAAAAAGUUAUAAUGUCAUAAAUCAAUUUAUACAAAUCAAUAUGAGUAUACAUUUAUAUCAGAAAUUGGCAAAUUUUUCCAGGACAUAUUUUUUAAGUGUUAAAAUGAUUAAAAGUCAGAUUUUAAAAACUAUUUCUUCCCUACAUUCAUUAUACUUCUAUAGCAUUUUGGUCGUCCGAAAUCCACGAUUUGAUAUGUAGCUUCAAACAAGACUUUUACAUAAAUUUGAAUUACCACAAUGCGAUUGUUUUGAAUGUUAAAUAGCAAUAUGUACUUCCUUAUAUAAAUAUAUUUACUUGAGGUAUAUGUAUUAUUCUCUGUUCAAUUGCACGGAAUUCUUACAUUUUAUAAAUGUUGCCAAUAUUGAAAUGGUCUCACCGAAGAUAAAAUCAUUUGAGCGAAAUUAAUUUCACGUAUCAAAUAGAAAAUAAUAUAUUGAUAAUUUUGAAAUAGAAAUUAGAUUUUUUAUUAUUAUAUUGUCAGAGGUUUUGAUUUUUCUUUAUUAGGAAUUUCUACUAUUUACAGGUGACAAACCUUUUCUGGGAAAACCAUUUUGUUAAAUCUAUAAAACUAAGAUGUUUGUUAUAAAUCUGCAACGGGAAUUAAUUUGACUCGAUGACUUGCGAGAGGAGCCUCAUUUUCAUUAACUGAAGAAAUGUAGGUACAAAUACAAAUGAUCUUUCAUCUGUACUUUUAAAUUAUGCUAUAGUAAAAUUAUAAUAUAAACUAUUGUUAAUUUUAUGUUAUACUUAUUUUUCGAUAAAACCAGAAGUAUUAUCUUUUUGAAAAUGUCAAAUAAUUUCACUUGUCAGAAUUCCGUGCAAUUAAAAAUCAGAGUUAAGUUGAAGGCUGCAAUGUAAUGCAAGUUAGUUCCACAGACCAUUUGUGGUUUGUGGUUCCUAUGCUAAUAUUUUUGACAUUUUGAUAUGUAAAUUUUAACGAUAGUAGAUAUGCAAUAAGUAUAAAUGGUUCAUAAUUUCUGUAAUUAAGUGUAAUUAGACAUGAAUAUAUUAUAAUUUAAUUCGAUA